AUGAUUGAUUCGAGAACAACAACAUUCAGAAGAAAUUCAUAUUUAUUACCUCUAUUAACGACAAAUUCUUCUCUAAUUAAAACAGAAAUAGAUAAUAAUGAAAAAACUGAAUUAAAAGAUUAUAAUUAUUUGAAAACAAAAUUUCAUGAAACAAAUACAAAUUUGUACAAUAUACGAUUAUCAGAAAUAAUGUUAGAUAAUCGAUCGUCAACAAAAACAUUGUUGUGUGAUAAUGAGAAUACUAAUAAUGAUAUAAAAUUAAAUGAAAAUAAUUAUAAUAUAGAAAAAUCAAAUCAUUUCUCGACAACAAAAUCACCACCAAGAAAAAAAUUAAAAUUUGGAGUUGAUACAAUACUUGGAAAUGAUGUACAAUCUGAUUCAGACACAAGUGAAUCAUCAGAUGGUGAGGAAGAACAAGAGAGAGAAUUAAAACGAAAAGUAAGGGUACGAACAGAAUCAUCCGUAUCAUCAACAUCCUUAUCAUUUGAUGAGCGAACGUUAUCUCCAUCAAAAGAAACAUCUCAUGAACGCAAUGAAUUAACUGCAAAUUCUCCUCCUUCUCCAGCAAAUGUAUUAUUAUCUCAAUUACCACCUUAUCCACAUUCAAUGGCAUCUUCCUAUAAUAUGUCCCGAUAUCCAUCGUACAGUCUAUCAUCAUUAUCAAAUGAUUAUCACACGAAUAUCUAUAAUGCCGAUACAAAUGAUCUUAUACAUGAUCGUUUUUUCACACAAUUAACUCGACCACCACUACCUCCAGGAUCCUUCGAUAAUUCAACACCGCAUGGCAUUUGGAAACCACCACUGCGCCCAUUUAUUGGUAAUCAACAUGGCUAUUUCUCACAUCAUCCAGUUGCCAAUUUAUAUUCAUCAAUGAAUUCGAUAUUUUGGCCAUUAGGUUUGAGAACAAAACCGCGACGAGGCAUGCUUCGACGAGCAGUGUUCUCUGAUCAACAACGAAAAGGUUUAGAAGUUGUAUUUUUAAAACAAAAAUAUAUUAGUAAACCAGAACGAAAAAAAUUAGCUCAACGUUUAGCACUAAAAGAUUCACAGGUUAAAAUUUGGUUUCAAAAUCGUCGCAUGAAAUGGCGUAAUACAAAAGAACGUGAACUUCUAACAUCCUCUUCCUCAUCAUCAACAACAACAGCAACGGUAACAACAACUACAGUAAAUAAUAGUCAAACGUCUGCAACAACAAUAACAACGAAUGAAUUCACCAAUAAUUUUGAUCUUAAACACGCUACAGAGUCAAGAACAAUUUCUUCUUCACAUGAUUCAUUAUGCAGCUUAAAUCCAUCGUCAUCAGGAGACUGUUGCGAAUGUAAAAAAAAUGAUAAUAAAAAAGGAGCACAUAUUACGCUUGCUGAUAAUUGUGAGAUUGAUUUACAAAACCCAUCAUCAACACUUCGGCAGUUUUCCUAUCAUGAGCGUUCACCAUUAAACAAUGAUACAAGAGAUCAGCGGUGA
Messenger RNA from Didymodactylos carnosus, 1464 nucleotides. The record is from the annotation of a GenBank genome assembly. NCBI's taxonomy places the organism in Eukaryota, Metazoa, Rotifera, Eurotatoria, Philodinida, Philodinidae.